Molecule: messenger RNA, 754 nt
Organism: Suillus plorans
Lineage: Eukaryota; Fungi; Basidiomycota; Agaricomycetes; Boletales; Suillaceae
Exons: 3
Coding region: 1-639 (212 amino acids)
Source: RefSeq, a predicted model, not a curated record
AUGCUGUUCCCAACACCACGAACACCAUGCGCAAACGCCCAGCACACAUCAGCAACUGCUGACGUGGCUCAGACGAAUACGGACGAUGGACGAGAGCAGGAGAAGGGAAGAAGACAAGGAGGAGAACGAGAACGAGAGAGAGGAGAUGGACGAUUGGUAGCACUCGAGUGCUUCGAUUCUGCACGCCCGGAAGAGCCUGGGCUGGGCCCGGCUUAUUUGGGCCCGGCUUGGGCCGGCCCAGGGCCUCAAGCCGAGCCGUGCACAUCACUAGACGAGCACGGGAAUAUCACCAUUGACGCCAAAUUUCAAAAUGCGUUUAUCAUGGCCGGCGUCGUUUGUUUUGUGUGGCGCGAGGGCCGCGAAGCCUUUCUCGGCGCCUCGCCACUGAAGGCCAUCAAAUAUGUGAUGGCCUCAGUUGGCAGCGGUACUCACUGUGCAUUGCAGGAACAGCGCUCCGCUGUUAUCACCGUCGACGCUUUUGGUGGUCAACACCACGAAGAAAAAUUCAAGGAGAUCGUGCAAGCGUUCGAUGACCUCACGGACGAAGAAAAACUCGAGUUAGAAAGUUAUUUGCAGUACGUGCUGGAUGUUGGACCAUCGCAGGCAGGCAAUGGAGAGAGCUCGUCCGAUUCUGAAUAAUAUUUUACUACGUAUAUAGCUUGUUCGUUGUAGUAUAGUGUAAUCAAGAUUAUCAUUGGAUGCUCUUGAUCAUAUUAGUACUAGAUGCUGUUGAUAAUCGACGCGAUACGACGAG